This is a messenger RNA of Ornithorhynchus anatinus (platypus), 2254 nucleotides long. RefSeq names its product THUMP domain containing 1 (gene THUMPD1). Gene Ontology annotation, biological process: tRNA modification. The coding region runs from base 1 to 1062 and encodes 353 amino acids. The record is from RefSeq and is a predicted model, not a curated record. NCBI's taxonomy places the organism in Eukaryota, Metazoa, Chordata, Mammalia, Monotremata, Ornithorhynchidae. The transcript is spliced from 4 exons. Gene Ontology annotation, molecular function: RNA binding.
AUGGCGGCGGAGCAGGCCGCCGCGGCCGGCGGGGGGAAGCGGCGCGCCAAGGCGCAGUUCGUGGCGGCCAAGCGGCCCCGGCGCGGCGGCGGGCCUCGGCAGCUGGAGCCCGGCCUGCAGGGCAUCCUCAUCACCUGCAACAUGAACGAGCGCAAGUGCGUCGAGGAGGCCUACAGCCUCCUCGGAGAGUACGCCGACCGCCUCUACGGCCCGGAGCAGUUUACAGACAAGGAUGAUAAACCACCAGGAAGCGAAGAGGAUGAUGACAUGGAAGCUGCCUUGAAGAAAGAAGUCAGCGAGAUUCAGGCCUCCAAUGAACUGAGGUUAAGACGAUUCCAGUCGGUGGAGAGCGGAGCAAAUAACGUGGUCUUCAUCAGAACGCUCGGCUUAGAGCCUGAAAAGCUAGUGCAUCAUAUCUUGCAGGACAUGUAUACCACUAAGAAGAAGAAAACCCGGGUUAUAUUGCGGAUGUUGCCCAUAUCGGGCACGUGCAAGGCUUUCCUAGAAGAUAUGAAAAAGUAUGCUGAGAACUUCUUGGAGCCUUGGUUUAAGGUUCCUAAUAAAGGAACAUUCCAGAUUAUUUACAAAGCGCGUAACAACAGCCACCUGAACAGAGAAGAAGUCAUCCGAGAAUUAGCAGGAAUAGUGGGCAGCCUAAAUCCGGAAAACAAAGUGGACCUUAGCAAUCCACAGUACACUCUCAUCGUAGAAAUCAUCAAAGCUGUCUGCUGCUUGAGUGUGGUGAAGGAUUAUAUGUUGUUCAGAAAAUAUAACCUUCAGGAAGUGGUGAAGAGUAGCAAGGAGGUGGGCCAGGCGAAACCAGCUCAGACAGCGGCUCCAGAGGGAAAUGGAAAGCGAGCCACGCCGGAGGAUGAAACCCAAUUAAAGGAGGAGCCCAAAUCCAACGAAGGCGAUGCCGAAGAAGAUCGAAAGAGGAGUCCGACGGUGCUGGGGAGCAGUAAGGAUGUGGGACAGCCAGACCCGCCUUCCGAAAGCCAAGAAGAAAACGGGAAAGAAAUCAAAGCGGAAAAUGGAAGCCAAGACCGGGAGGACUCCAAAUGAGAUGAACGUGAUCUGCCCGGAAAGAAGAAGUAAUCAAAGAGGGAGGGGGCGGGAUAGGACAGAGAAACCACCGGCAGCUUUCCAAAUGAACUGUUCAAAUUCAGAUGACAAAAUUGGCUCUGGAGGAGAACUGGAUCCCGAACGCUAAAGGUCACGCAGAAAUGUUCGGUUAGAAACUCCUUUCAGUUAAACAGCAUUUGUAUUUAUUGGAUGCCUCGGGGACUGGGUCAGCAACUUAAUCUCUAAUUACUGUUUGGUUCCUGGGCUUUUGGGAUGGGCCUCUGAAUUCAAAAAAGAGAAAGGAAGCUCUGCUAGCAGAAAGAUUAUCGGUUCAAGAACUGCCGGCGUACACUGGGCUGCUCCGGCAGAUUGCGUCGCUAGUGGAGCGUGCCUUCCCAAGGGACGGGUGGUGAUUGCGGAGGAGAUGCUAGAGCCUCGGAGGCGUUACCGAGAGGGGUCUUAGAGGAGAGAGCACUCUGAGGUCUUUCUGGCGGACUCUCGUUUCUAGCAAGGUGAAGAUAUUUAGUUCCUUUACAGGGGAGAUGAGCCUAGGAACGUCCCCCUCUCUCCCACAGCUUGGGCAAAAAGCACCAAAGGGUGUAAAAAUGGCCAUAUAUGUUUUUUUAAUCCAUCGUAUGUCCCUGGAUGAUAGGUUCCCUUUUUAGAUCAUUUCUAAAAGUUAUUUGAUACCAUUCAUGUUGGUUUAUGAGUUUUUAUAUUGACUGUGCGAUUAAAAAAAAAAAUCUCAUGUAAACAGAUCUUCCCCUUUAGUAAUUCUUGGUACUCUGCGGUGCUUGGUGUUGAAGAUGUUUGGUCGUUCAGCGUGGGCUUUCAGUUGCCCAGGCUGUCCGGACACCGACGUUGCAGUCUUAAGCGACAGAUUCCAAGACGGGGUGAGAAUUGAAUGGUUUUGUUUUUUAAACCUUGAAAGGCAGAUCGGUUAUCUCAACAGCUCCACUUCAUUUUAGUGGCGUGCUAACUUGUUUUUGCCAGGUAGAGAAGAGUAGGUAAACUCUUGUUGCAAAGUAUGCCUGGAGGGAACUCGUUCAGUAUGAUUUUAAAAGUCAACGAUACACAAUGGUUUACUUUCUCGUUUUGAUUUCGUUACUGAUUACCGGCAAGUAUGCCCGUAUUGUUUCUCAGUGUUCACAGUUCCUUUUAAGAAAUGUGAAAAUAAACUUUUCUUUAGUCA